Aspergillus ibericus CBS 121593 is the source of this 933-nucleotide messenger RNA. RefSeq lists its product as uncharacterized. NCBI's taxonomy places the organism in Eukaryota, Fungi, Ascomycota, Eurotiomycetes, Eurotiales, Aspergillaceae. The record is from RefSeq and is a predicted model, not a curated record. Gene Ontology annotation, cellular component: nucleus. Gene Ontology annotation, molecular function: zinc ion binding; DNA-binding transcription factor activity, RNA polymerase II-specific; RNA polymerase II transcription regulatory region sequence-specific DNA binding. The transcript has 2 exons. Bases 1 to 903 code for a protein of 300 amino acids. Gene Ontology annotation, biological process: regulation of transcription by RNA polymerase II.
AUGUAUGAGUGUGACACCUGUCCUCGUUAUUUUAAGAGCUUGUUUGCCUGUCGUCGGCACAUGGAUGACAACGACCACUGGGCUGUGUUUGAAUGCGAGACUUGUGAUGAAGAGUUCAACUGUGAAGAGGAGGCCGAUUUGCACAUGAGCCGCUACAAACACUACGCACCUAAGAUUCCCUGCGACACUUGUGAUAGAAAAUUCCAUACCCAACGCUCAGCUGAUCAGCACAUGGACGCGCUGGGACAUUGGGUUCCUCCAUGGCCAUGUGAAACUUGCAACCUGAUGUUCUUCUCAGAAAGUACUGCAGAAAAGCACAUGCGGGAGAAGAAUCAUUACAGAUACUACUGCCGUCCUUGUGAUCGACGAUUCCAGAACGAGAACAACCUCAAGAUGCAUCUAAACUCGAAGAUCCACCGCGGCCAGGACAUCGUCUGUCCGUUCUGCAAGACUGGUUUCGCUACGGCCACCGGCGUUACCCACCACCUCGAGAGGGGUUCUUGCCCUCAUGCUCCAUCGCUAAACCGCGAAGCUAUCUACAAGUUUAUCCGCAGCCGUGACACGCAGGGCAUCCUUACGAAGAAAAUGCUCGAAUGGCAUGAAGAUGACAACGGGAAAUACACGGCCACGAGCCGUGCAUUCAACGGCAAGUCUUGGGAAUGCUACAUCUGCCACCGGAAGUUCAACACCAGUGCCGCGCUCAGUCAACAUCUGAACUCAACCGUUCAUAAGCAGAAAUUAUACCAUUGCCCGAACAUGACAGGACGAUGUGGGAAGGAAUUUGUUACUCUAGCCGCUCUGUUCAACCACCUGGAGAGUGAGUCCUGCGGCUUUACGAGGUUCGAAAAGGUACAGCUGCAGGCUCAGAAUCUGUUCGAUCGCAACAAAAUGAUUGCAUUCUAGAACAAUUAGGGGCUUUACUGAUACCUUUAC